AUGUCUGAACAGAACAUGAAAAACAUAACCCUGGAAGAAACGUUAAAAACUGAUAGAGAAAAUGCUACCAUCCCUGCACCGCUGGUUAAAGAUAAAGCUACGGCCAUAUUUUGGUGUUCUUUCUUCAUUCUUGAAGCCCUUGUGAUAAUAAUCGGGAACCUCCUCACAACCGCUGUGUUUCUCCGGACCAGAAAACUUUGCAAGCGACGAUACUAUCUAAUGAUCAACCUGGCCAUUUCUGACACUUUAGUCGGUGCUUUGGCCAUACCGAUGUUCGUUGUGGCUUAUGGCGAGUCUCGGCAACUAUGGAGUAUAAAUCCUCUGAGAUCCGUCCCUGUUGAAGUCAAUAUGUUUUUCGACAUGUUCGCAGGCUUUGGCUCUAUUGCGUUUCUUUCGAUGAUUGCACUGGAGCGACUCUACGCGACGUUGCGACCGUUCAGCUACCGCUCCCUCAAGUCAGGCUGGUACUUUCUCUUCACCGCUAUCGCUUGGAUAACCGCGGGCUCCAUCCCUACUCUUCAUAUAGCAGCCAUAAAUUUUCCCACAGCCUUCCACUCCUCAACUCCAAAGGCUUUCGUUAUCUCAAUGUGGGUCCCAUUCCUCUCCGCGCUGCUGCUUCUGAUCUGCGCUUCAUACGUUGUCAUCUGGAGGAAAGUGCGAGACAUCCGCAAAAGUGUCGAGAAGGAAUCUUCCCUAUCCCACAUUUGCCUUCUCAUCACAGCUGUUUCCCUGGUGGCCUGGCUCCCCUUUGUCAUUGCUAAUUUGGUAUUUAGUAUGCAGCCAGUGAACUUUACAUCCUUCAUGAAGCUGUUUUAUGCAACCAAGUUUCUCCACUUCGCCAAUUCUUUUUUAAAUCCCGUGUUAUACAUACUCAAAAUCCCUGAGUUUAAGGAAGGCCUGUCAAAUCUGUGCCGCAAGAAACGUCCCAUACCGGCAUGUGACUUAAGAUCUCCUUCAUCCAGGUCAAUGAUGUCAUUGAAAUGA
Messenger RNA from Pocillopora verrucosa, 984 nucleotides. Its product is annotated as somatostatin receptor type 5-like. The record is from RefSeq and is a predicted model, not a curated record. Gene Ontology annotation, molecular function: G protein-coupled receptor activity. Gene Ontology annotation, cellular component: plasma membrane. Gene Ontology annotation, biological process: G protein-coupled receptor signaling pathway. Lineage: Eukaryota; Metazoa; Cnidaria; Anthozoa; Scleractinia; Pocilloporidae.